Messenger RNA from Impatiens glandulifera, 1164 nucleotides. RefSeq names its product codeine O-demethylase-like. The coding region runs from base 68 to 1129 and encodes 353 amino acids. The record is from RefSeq and is a predicted model, not a curated record. The transcript is spliced from 3 exons. NCBI's taxonomy places the organism in Eukaryota, Viridiplantae, Streptophyta, Magnoliopsida, Ericales, Balsaminaceae.
UUCACAUUUUCAAAACAGAGUUUCAGAUUUCCAGAUUCAAUCUCCAAACCAGAACAAUCCAUCAUCCAUGGCAGAAAUAUCUGAAUUACCUUCUCCCAAACCAGUACAAGAGCUUCUUAAAGAAGACAACCACGCCACAUUAGAAAGAUACAUCUACAAAGAUACAUCCAGUACUGAAAGUCAAUACGGAGCCAUAGAUUCAUCUGUUCCAAUCGCCGAUAUUCCAGUCAUAGAUCUUAUCAACCUUCUCUCAUCUGAAACGGAAAAAGAACUCGCAAAUUUCAAAUCAGCUCUCCUAUCCUGGGGUUGCUUUCAGGUAACAAAUCAUGGAAUGACGAUCUCAUUUCUUAACGAACUGCGACGAGUAGCGAAAGAGUUCUUUCAACUUCCGAUUGAUGAGAAGAAGAAAUGUAACAGAGCAGUUGGUGAUAUUCAUGGAUAUGGAAAUGAUAUGGUUAUUACUGACGAUCAAACACUUGAUUGGACAGAUCGAUUGUAUCUUUACUUGUUUCCAGAAGAUCAGAGAAAUCUUAAUCUCUGGCCUCAAAUUCCUGAAUCUUUCAGGGAAGUGUUAGAUGAAUAUGCUGCGAGAAUGAAGGAUGUUUAUGAAUCUGUUUUGAGAGCGAUUGAGAAAACGUUGAAUCUGGAGGAGGAUUGUUUAUUGAAGAUGAAUGGUGAAAGAGGGAUAAUUCAUGCUAGGUUUAAUUUGUAUCCUCCUUGUCCUAAGCCUGAUCUGAUCCUUGGUUUGAAACCUCAUGCUGAUGGAUCGGCGAUUACUGUUGUAUUGCCGGAUGAUGAGGUUGAAGGACUUCAGUUCUUUAAAGAUGGGAACUGGUUUAGGGUUCAUACUGUUCCUCAUGCUCUUCUCAUCAAUGUUGGCGAUCAGAUUGAGAUAUUGACAAAUGGGAUUUUCAAGAGCCCAGUGCAUAGGGUUGUAGCAAACUCAGAUAAAGAAAGACUAACUCUAGCAGUUUUCUGCGCUCCAGACCCAGAAAAAGAAAUCGAGCCAUUAGAGGUAUUGGUUAAUGAAGAAAGGCCAAAAGCAUACAAGAAAGUGACAAAUUAUCCGGCUAUUUAUUUUCAAUACUAUCAGAAAGGAAUGAGGCCAAUUGACUCUGUCAAGAUUUGAACCCAAUCCUCCCUUUAUCUUUUGAAUUUUUGUCA